Molecule: messenger RNA, 2795 nt
Organism: Diaporthe batatas
Lineage: Eukaryota; Fungi; Ascomycota; Sordariomycetes; Diaporthales; Diaporthaceae
Exons: 2
Coding region: 171-1904 (577 amino acids)
Source: RefSeq, a predicted model, not a curated record
UCUCAUCUCACCUUGACAACUUCCACCUUCAUAUAAGUUACGGACUUACCUAGAGAUACCCACCCUUCUCAAUCAACCCAAGGCAACAAACCUACAACGACGACGACCCUCGACCCUCGACCCUCGACUCCUAGAAAACUGCAUCCCUAUUGUUGAGUCCCCAGGUCAUCAUGCCCCAGGCAGGCCAGACGACAGGUCCGCACCUGGACAUCCACCUCGACGGCAUCGGCCGCCCGUACCAGCCCGGCGAUAUCAUCACGGGGCGCGUCGUCCGCCGCACGCACGCCGUCAGCCCCCAGGCCUCGGUGACGAUCCAGCUGCUGGGGCGGGCAAAGACCAAGAUUGUCGUCAGGAGGAAUAAUGGUAAUAAUACGACGCACAGUUACUACCGCAACCGCUUCAACUUUUUCGACGCGGGAUACAUGCACACAAAGCAGCAGCUGCACCAGGGCCCCAUCCACGUGCCCUCGUCCAGCAGCCCCGCGGCGUGGGAGUUCGCCCUCGAGAUCCCGACCCGCGCCUCGCCGCGCGCCGUCGCCAGCGAGCUCAGGGACCCCGAGGCGAGCUACCAGCCCGUCGACCCCGGCAGCAUCGCCCAGGCCCCGCUGCCCUCGUCGUUCGCAACCGAGGGCAGGCACCACAACACCCGCUUCGAGGCCUACGUCGAGUACCACCUCGAGGCGGCGCUCGUCCAGCAGGGCGCGAGCAGCCACCACAGCAGCCGCCACAGCGACCUCACCACGGCCACCCUCCCGCUGCACAUCCGCGCCGCCCCCGUGGUCCCCUACCCGCUGACGGACUUUGGCCUGUCCCGCCGCUCGGCCCCGCUCGCCGCGGCGUCGUACCGCCUCGUCCCCGGGAUGGAGGACGCCCAGCUGAGCUUCAAGCAGAAGAGCAAGAAGUUCUUCGGGUCCUCGAGCGUCCCCGCCUUCGGCUUCACGCUGCUGUACGACUGCCCCUCCGUCAUCCAGCUCGACAACCCGGCCCCGAUCCCGCUGCGCAUGCGCGCCGUCCCCGACGCGCGCCGCACGAGCGAGGUCCUGAGGGGGGUCCCCGUGCCCGUCUUGCUCACCUCGCUCGAGAUGGUCCUCAAGGCUGACACGAACGUCAUUGCGCCCGGCACGUGGGGGACCCAUGACGGCGAGGGGACGGUCAAGCAUAAUGUCGUGCUGCCUGUUGCUUCUGCGGGGGCUGUGCCGGCCGAGGUGCUGAGGACGAUGGGCCGUGGGGGUGGGAAGGAGGCGGCGAACUCAGGGGCUGUCCACCGGCCGGCGUCGUCGGGGGGCGCGGACGUGAAGCGGCGCAGUUUGGGACAUCCUUCUCCGCCGCGGGAUGAGCUCGGGGAGUCGUCGUCGUCAGCGGCACAGGGUCCUGCCCAGCAGCGCAGCUCGAAGGAAGAGCAGGCUGGUGGAGCAGGACAGGGCCCGGAAACACACGACGAGCCGCCACCGCCAGCAGUGGGGGACUCGUCCUCCCCGCCGACGUACCAACCGCGCGACGACAACAACGAUGCCCCCCCGCCGCCACCACCAGCGGCCCAAGCCGAGCAACCCCCAGCCUACCAGCCCGCGCCAGCCCAGUCCCCCGCAGCAGCAGGCCCCAACGGCCGCGGGCCCCUCGUGGUCCCCAGCGCGUGGGACGACGCCGACGGGGCCGAGACCGGGGCCUGGAUCGACGUCGGCGCGGCGCUGGGCCUCCGCCUGCACGAGACGCACGCCAGCUGCGGGGGCCAGCCGGUGGCGCGCGUGGCGGCGGAGCCCGUGAGCCCCCGGUUCGCGACGUAUUGUAUCCGGCACUCGCACCGGCUCAAGUGGAAGAUUGGGCUUACCGUCGGCGGGGAGAAGAUCGAUGUCGAGGCGGAGGGGUUUGUUGAGGUUGUUGGGGCUUCUCCUGGGUGUGGGUAGGUUAACUUGACGAAUCAACUACCUGGGUGGGGUCUUGAUGGCUGGGUUUGGGGGCUUUUCUCUGUGGUCUGGUGUGUUGGAUGUUUCUUGUGUGGUUUGUCUUUUCUUUUAAGAUACCCUGUUCAUAGAGUUUAGCAAUGCGCGACUUGGUUGAUACCUGGAAGUUUGUUGUCUGGGGACCUGGUAUUAGUGGUUUCGUUCUAGAUUUUGAUGUAUCGUGAAGGCGUACGGUCCUUUUAUCCGGUUUCGCUUCUAUUCCGUCUACGUCCCAAGGACAUACAUGGCGCCUUCAUUCGGUGGCAAACGCUCAAGACCCAACGUUCAAAAACCGUACUCGAGUUGAUUACAUCAACUUAGCUGGAACCCCAUGGGAUAAGAUGGAGACCACGGAUCUGCUUGUUCACUGCAAUGCACGACACGCACGGGGCUCAUGACCAGUCAUAGGGUCGCGUUGUGCGUGCGCACACAGCAAAAAGGCUGAUCUGUGGGAAGCAUACGCACGUCAGGCAGGCCAUCACAUGCGAAAGGCAGUGAACGCAUACAAUGAGUGAGCCAAGAAGCCCAGGGCACGAGAGGGGGCUUUUGGCAACGAAGCCGGAGCAACGAGGGCCAGCUGCCCGGUUGGUAGCUCCGAUUCUGUGAACAAGGAAGCGGCGUGGCCCAUUUCCAACAGGCGUCAUGGACGAUUCCUGACUGAAAGGAAGUGGCGACAAGGUCUGGCUGGAUGUCAGGGAGUAAAUUCUGUAUGUACCAAGGGGUUCUCGGUGACGAACAAAAAGCACUGCGCAAGUCUGUGUCAUGUUGGUUGAUGGUGUUAUGUCACAGGACAUAGUGCGUCACACAGCAGCCUUCCACAUCCCUGGUUCCGCAGCAGGGUCGCCGUGUAUAUGA